Molecule: messenger RNA, 1245 nt
Organism: Mirounga angustirostris (Northern elephant seal)
Lineage: Eukaryota; Metazoa; Chordata; Mammalia; Carnivora; Phocidae
Gene: ZNF80
Product: zinc finger protein 80
Biological process (GO): regulation of transcription by RNA polymerase II
Cellular component (GO): nucleoplasm
Molecular function (GO): DNA-binding transcription repressor activity, RNA polymerase II-specific; RNA polymerase II cis-regulatory region sequence-specific DNA binding
Source: RefSeq, a predicted model, not a curated record
AGUCUGCCACAAGGAGGCCCUCCUGGAGAAGAUGAGCCUUGAACACAACAGGUUGGGGACAGAUGAGAGUCUGCAUUCAAGAGUUUUCCAGAAGCAAGAUGCUGCAGGAGAUGCUAUUCAUGACUGUGACUCAUAGGCACCAAGUAAAGACACGGUUCAUGCAGGGAAGACCCUCUACAAAUGCAAAGAAUGCAGGAAAGUGUGCGACAAGAAUUGCCUCCUUGUUCGACAUCAGCAGAUUCACACUGGAGUGAAGCCUUAGGAUGCCACAUGUGAAAACGUAGACUUUGCUUGACAUAUGAGGAUUCACGCUGGGGAGAAGCCCUAUAAGUGCAUAGAGUGUGGGAAGGUCUUUAACUGGAGGUCACACCUCACACUCCACCAGCAGAUCUACAGUGGCAAGAAGCCCUCUAAGUGCAGUGAAUGUAGAAAGACCUUCCGCUAUCAUGUUUUUGUCCAGCAUUACAUGACCCACAAUGACAAAAAACUCUUUGGGCACGGAGAGUGUGGGAAAGCCUUUCAUUACGACUCUUCCUUAACUCGACACAGGAGGAUUCACACUGGACAGAAGCCCUAUACGUGCAGUGGAUGUGGAAAGACCUUCCCCUUCCACUCUGACUUUAUCCAACACGGUAAGACCCUCACUGCACCAAAGCCCUAUGAGUGUAAAGAAUGUGGGGAAGGUUUUUGCUACAGCUUCUCCCUCACAUGACACACCAGGAGUCGCACUGGAGAGAAGCUCUGUGAGUGCAGUGAGUGUGGAAAGGCCUUUGACUACCACUCUGCUUUCAUCCGGCCUAUGACCAUCCACACUAGGGAAAGGAAACAUUGAGUGCAAAUGGCGUGGGAAAGCCCUUGAAACAGCUUUCCUUUCCCUUGACACUUGAGGAGCGGUGCUGGGGAGAAACACUCGGAACCCAAUGAGUAGAGGAAAGCCUUAAGCUGCGGCUCAUUGCUCACUCGGCAUCGAAGAAUUCAUGCUGGAGAGAAACUCCUUGAGCGUAAGAUAUGUGGGAAGACCUUUUGCACCCGCCCACCGCAGUCAACAUCCAAGAACUUAUACAGGGGAAAAGACCUCUUGAAUAGAACUACUAUGGAAAAUCAUUAGGUCACAGGAAACAUCGUUCUUGGCAUCUGAGAAUUCCUGUAGGAGAGAGACCUCUCGGUUACGCACUUAGAAGAAAGGUCCGCCACACAUCUGCCCAUAGGCUGUGUCACUAAGCCGUCUCAGGAUUAUUUCAAAGA